This is a messenger RNA of Ostertagia ostertagi, 1812 nucleotides long. The record is from the annotation of a GenBank genome assembly. NCBI's taxonomy places the organism in Eukaryota, Metazoa, Nematoda, Chromadorea, Rhabditida, Trichostrongylidae.
AUGCUCCAGCCCGGCGUCGCCCAGGGUGCGCCCCUGGGCCUGCCAGUACCACACCCCGGCCUCGCCGAGCAGCGGCUCGAUCAGCUCCAGCGCCCGCUGGCGGGCCAUGCUCGAGAUGGGGUCCCGCUCGUUUUCACUCUCGUCGGCGAAAGCCUCACCGGCACCGACGAGCUGCGCGGCGGCCUGAACCCGACCCGCAGCCGCCGCCACCCAGGCGAAGACCUCGCAGCGCGCCCGCAGCAGGUUCGCCUGCCGCAGCGAUACCAGGGAAUCGGCCGCGCUGCGCACCGCAUCGUCGACCUGACCGGCUGCCACGAGUGCGGCCGUGAGGCCCGACAGCACGCGCCCCCGCGCCUGGCCCUGGCGGAUGCUGUCGUCCAGGUACUGCAACAGCUCCACCGACACCUCCACCGCCGCCUGGGCCUGCCCCAUCUGGAGCUGGGUCCAGGCCAUGUCGGCCUUGAGCAGCAGCCGGUAGCGCUUCACGCCCAGGGCCUCGGCCAGCUCGAGGGCGGCCUGCGCGUGGCGCAGCGCCAGUUCAUGUUCACCCCGCGCGUCGGCCACGCGGCUUUCGACGCGCAGGCGCCGCAUCCGGUCGGCCUCCGACAGGCCGGUUUCCUCCAGCAUGCUGGCGAUCUGCAGGUGGCGUUCGGCGCGCUCGACACGGCCGGCCUCCAGUUCCACCUCGGCCAGGUGCCGCUGGCAGGCAUGCCGAUGCCGCCGCUCACCGAGCGAGUCGAACAGGGCGUCGGCCAGCAUCAUGGCUUCGACCGACAGCGACACCGGCAUGCGCCCCUCGCUGCCGACCCGCCCGUACCAGUGCCAGAAGCGGGCCGCCAGCAUGGGCGGGCAAUGCUCGUUGACGAGCGGCCGAACGGAUUUCAAGUGCUCCAACGCCUCGCCGGUGGCCCCCGCCGCGCCAAGGCCCACCGACAUGAACGUGGCGAUGGUGAUGGCCACCUGCUCGUGCCCGGGGGCCGUCAAGGCCCAGGCAAGCGACGCCCGGGCGUUCGGAAUCUCCUGCCACAUCAGGCCACUGUCGCGGUCCCGCGCGGCAUUCAUGCACAGCUGCGCCAUCGCACGGGCCAGGCGGGAAUCCCAGUCGACGCCGUCCGUGCCGCUGCGCAGCCGCUCCAACGCGAAGGCCCGGGUCGUCUCCAGCAUGCGAAAGCGCGCCCGGGCGCCGGGCUGGCGGCUGAUGAGCGAACGCUCCACGAGCAGGUCCAGGUGCUCGAUCAGGUCGACGGCGCUGUCAUCCCGCACCAGCAGCUCCGCCGCCUGCAGGCUGAAGCCGGCCGGGAACAGCGCCAGUUGGUGAAGCAGUUGCUGGGCCGGCGCGGGCAGCAGCUGGUGGCUCCAUUCCAGUGCCGCCUGCAGGCUGCUGUGCCGGCUGGGCGCAGUGCGCAUCCCGCGGGACAACAGGCGCAGCCGGUCAGACAAGCGGCUGCGCACGCCCGCGAGCCCGAGCACCGGCACGCGGGCGGCUGCGAACUCGAGCGCCAGCGGCACGCCGUCGAGCUGGCGGCAGAUCUCGACCACCUCGGCCAGAUCCUGGGUGCCCGGCUCGAAGUCCCCGCCCAUCGCGGUGCGGACGCGCUCCAGCAUCAUGCGGACAGCGCCGUAGUCCGCCGCGUCACGGGCAUCGGCGGUCGGCGGGACCUCCAGCGGGCCCAGCCGGAUGACCCGCUCCCCCGGCACGCGCAAGGGCUCCUGGCUGGUGGUUGUUGUCCUCGACCACCUGCCCCGGCCAGACCGACGCGAAGAUCUCCGUCUUGGACACCACCCGCUCGCGCUGCUGCACCAGCAGCAUGA